This is a messenger RNA of Ricinus communis (castor bean), 408 nucleotides long. RefSeq names its product receptor-like protein 15. The record is from RefSeq and is a predicted model, not a curated record. NCBI's taxonomy places the organism in Eukaryota, Viridiplantae, Streptophyta, Magnoliopsida, Malpighiales, Euphorbiaceae. The coding region runs from base 1 to 408 and encodes 135 amino acids. The transcript has a single exon. Gene Ontology annotation, molecular function: protein binding.
AUGAGUUUGGAAAGACUAGACCUCUCUCACAACAGGUUAACAGGGCAAAUUCCUUCGGAGGUUAUCCACUUGAGUACUCUUGAAGCAUUUAGUUUUGCAUUUAACGAUCUUUCAAGAAGGAUCCCAUUUGACCAGCAACUUACUAAUUCUCUGAUAGUAGCUAUGUUGGCAAUCCAAAGCUGUGUGGAGAACCGUUAUCAGGAAAGUGUUCAUACAGUUGCAGUCAUGGAAAUCAAGUUAAAGGAGAGGCUAGUAAUUGAUCAACCUUUGUUCUUCUAUUCAUUUGUGUUAGUGUCGUAUGCUUUGGGAUUCUGGGGUGUCGUUGCACCUCUAUGCAUUAGCCAAACAUGGAGGAGAAGAAAUUAUGCUACCAUAGAUGGAUGGAUGAAUUAUUGUUUUGAAAUGUAA